This is a messenger RNA of Acanthocheilonema viteae, 477 nucleotides long. The record is from the annotation of a GenBank genome assembly. Lineage: Eukaryota; Metazoa; Nematoda; Chromadorea; Rhabditida; Onchocercidae.
AUGUGUCAAUUAACAAUGAGUAAUUCGGCAUUAAUGCGCGAAAAUCAAAGGUAUCAAAUCCGAUUUAAGCAGCUAAGGAUGCUUCUGGAAGAUCAUAUUGAUCAUUUAAACAACAUAUAUUUCACUUUAUUUUUAAAUGGAUUCAAUGCUAUUCAAUUUCCUGAUGGUCAAACGGUCAAUUUAGCAGAAUUUCAAGGCACAAAAUUGAAGUUAAUCCCGCGUGCAAAUAUGUUAUCAGCUGAUGUUUUAUCAACAGCAACUGAUGAAGAUCUUUUUACUUUUCCUCAUCACAACAAUAAUGGUAGUUUCACUGAUAUUUCUGGUAUCAAGACAUUUAGUGAGGAUAUGGGAGCAAAGCAAAAUACGAGCAGUCCGUUAAAUGAUAGCGAUCAAACUUCCAGAAGUAUCUCAACUGGUAAAGAUGAUGAUAUCGAGGGUUAUCUGCAAUGGAUGAAUGGACAAGCUACAAUCUGGUAA